Molecule: messenger RNA, 1041 nt
Organism: Apodemus sylvaticus (European woodmouse)
Lineage: Eukaryota; Metazoa; Chordata; Mammalia; Rodentia; Muridae
Gene: Opn1sw
Product: opsin 1, short wave sensitive
Exons: 5
Coding region: 1-1041 (346 amino acids)
Biological process (GO): phototransduction; visual perception; G protein-coupled receptor signaling pathway
Cellular component (GO): photoreceptor outer segment; membrane
Molecular function (GO): G protein-coupled receptor activity
Source: RefSeq, a predicted model, not a curated record
AUGUCGGGAGAGGACGAGUUUUACCUGUUUCAGAAUAUCUCCUCGGUGGGGCCCUGGGAUGGGCCUCAAUACCACAUUGCUCCCGCAUGGGCCUUCCACCUCCAGGCAGCCUUCAUGGGAUUUGUCUUCUUUGUAGGGACUCCACUCAAUGCCACAGUGCUGGUGGCCACCCUGAUUUACAAAAAGCUGCGGCAGCCCCUCAACUACAUUCUGGUCAAUGUAUCUCUCGGGGGCUUCCUCUUCUGCAUCUUCUCUGUCUUCACAGUCUUCAUCGCCAGCUGUCACGGAUACUUCCUCUUUGGUCGCCACGUUUGUGCUCUGGAGGCCUUCUUGGGCUCUGUAGCAGGUCUAGUGACAGGAUGGUCAUUGGCUUUCCUGGCUUUUGAGCGCUACAUUGUCAUCUGUAAACCCUUUGGCAACAUUCGCUUCAACUCCAAGCAUGCCCUGAUGGUGGUCCUGAGUACCUGGACCAUCGGUAUCGGGGUGUCCAUCCCACCCUUCUUUGGCUGGAGCAGGUUCAUCCCUGAGGGCCUGCAGUGCUCCUGCGGCCCGGACUGGUACACCGUGGGCACCAAGUAUCAAAGCGAGUACUACACCUGGUUCCUCUUCAUCUUCUGCUUCAUCAUCCCUCUUUCCCUCAUCUGCUUCUCCUACUCCCAAUUGCUGAGGACUCUCAGAGCUGUGGCGGCUCAGCAGCAGGAGUCAGCGACGACGCAAAAGGCCGAACGGGAGGUGAGCCAUAUGGUGGUGGUGAUGGUGGGAUCCUUCUGUCUCUGCUACGUGCCCUACGCCGCCCUGGCCAUGUACAUGGUCAACAAUCGGAACCACGGGCUGGACUUACGGCUUGUCACCAUCCCUGCCUUCUUCUCCAAGAGCUCAUGUGUCUACAACCCCAUCAUCUACUGCUUCAUGAAUAAGCAGUUCCGGGCUUGCAUCCUGGAGAUGGUGUGCAGGAAGCCCAUGGUAGACGAAUCUGACCUGUCUGGCUCUCAGAAAACAGAAGUUUCUACUGCUUCUUCUAGCAAAGUCGGCCCUCACUGA